GUUCCUGAUCAUGUUGUACAUCAGUAGCAGCAGGUUGUGAUCAUGGCUGUGAUCUGUAUCAGCGCAUGUUGACUGAAUGACAGCGUGUUUAUGUCGGUGCUUUGUGUUUUUCAGCGUGAAGUGUGGAUGAACCUCUUUACCUCACGGUGACCGACAUGUUUUGGAGAUCAGCGGGUCAGCGGGGAUCUGUGCUUCUCCACCGGUGCUGGUCCCUCACCUCUCCCCGGUGUCCUUUGCUCUCUCCACGGUCCUUCUCCGGCUCUGCUCCUGACCGGUGUGCCGCACAGGAGGAGCCUCUGAGGCGGUGGGCUCUGGCCGUGAGCCCCUUCACCACGGUGCGGGCUCGGCUGGCCUGCAGCAUCUCCGUCUGCCCGCUGGACCCGCACCGGUACCCGGAGGCUGACCGAGCCUUCAUCACCGUCCACGGGACAGACGGAGAGCAGGAGGUCGGUCUGGAUCACCUGCAGGUCCGCUAUGAUGAACAGAGCAAAGAGCUGCUGAUCUCCGCUGAGAAGGUCACCAGCGACGUGUCCAUUGAGAUGUCUGCACCCAUCAAAAGCAAUCUUUUCAUCACUGCACAAGGAAAAGGCAACGUGCAAGUGAAGAAGAUGGAGAGUGACAUCUGCAAGGUGCAAACAGAAAAGGGCAACUGUGUUCUGCACUCUGUCAAGGGUCAUCAGGUUGAGGUUCAGUCCCACGGAGGACAUGUCACAGGCGUGGGCACCAUCCAUGGCAACGUGGACAUCAGCACACGAGGAGACAGUGCUGUGGAUGUCAAGAAGCUCCAGGGCACCAGGAUGAAUGUUUCCACCGAGCACGGCCCUCUGAAGGUCAAAGCCAUCUACGCCGAGUCCAGCUGCAUCUCCUCCAGCUCUGGCAGAGUGGAACUGGGACACGUACAUGGUAACACUACUGUAAAGAACAUAUCUGGAGAUACAGUUAUAGAUGGUUCAAGUGGAUCCCUGAAAGUUUCGUCUCACAGCGGAGUCAUUGAUGUCUAUGUGGGGGACGGUGGCAGCGCUGAGCUCCACAGUCAGGAUGGAGCUGUGAGUGUGCGUGUCCCAUCCUCGUUAAACGUCGGGGUGGAGCUCCGUGGAGCAUCGGUGGAUAUCAGCCCGGAGGUUGUUCUGCAUGAACUAGAAAACAACAUUAACGAAAGCAACACCACGGUUACUGGCUACAUGAACGGAGAGUCUGCAGCCGACCGAUGGGUGAAAGCUCAGGCAGACAGAGGCUCUGUCAGACUGAAGACACAAAGCUGGUUUGAGUCCCUGAAGCUGGGAGGCUGAGGGACAGGAUGUCUGGAGUCAUAACGCUGCAUCACUGCACUGGGUGUCAACAUAGAGGCGGAUUCUGCUGCAGCCCCUCGAGACUGAAUGUUAUUUUACCCUGCUUAAUUAUUUACCUCUGUGCUCAGGAUUUAUUGUAUUUAAGAAGAAAAUUACUUGUAAUCUAAAGUGCUUUUCAAAUGUUCUGAUAUGUAUAGAAAUCAAUGUGGAAGGUGUGUUGUACACCAAAGCCGGGUUAAGUGUCACUUUAAAUUUGAUGUAAAGAAGAAA
Messenger RNA from Acanthochromis polyacanthus (spiny chromis), 1559 nucleotides. RefSeq names its product family with sequence similarity 185 member A (gene fam185a). The record is from RefSeq and is a predicted model, not a curated record. Lineage: Eukaryota; Metazoa; Chordata; Actinopteri; Pomacentridae. Bases 156 to 1289 code for a protein of 377 amino acids. The transcript has 8 exons.